UGUCAAAGUCAACUGCCGUGUCCUAUUCGGUGUGAUACCUAACCUAGGUUUUUUUCAAUUAUUGUAAAAUAAAAUUAAACUAAAAGUUUGAUCAUAUCAAUAAAUUACUUUAUAAAGUGAAAUUUUGUCGACCCCGGUUUCUACAUGAGAAGAAUGUCAGCUCUUAGGAAAUAUAUAGAUAUUGGAGCCAAUCUCACAGAUGACAUGUACCAAGGGGUCUACCACGGGUCUAAGAAGCAUGAGCCAGACUUGGACAAGGUUCUGGCUCGCGCCUGGAGUGCUGGCAUGGACAAGAUGAUUAUCACUGGAGGCAGCGUUACAGAUAGCAAGAAAGCUCUUGAAUUGUCUCGAACAGAUUCCCGAUUAUUCUCUACUGUAGGAUGCCAUCCGACUCGGUGCACAGAGUUUAUCCAGGACCCCCAAGCGUACCUUGAUGACCUUAGGGCUCUUAUUACUACCAAUAAAGACAAAGUUGUCGCCAUUGGAGAAUGUGGACUGGACUAUGAGAGACUGCAUUACUGCGAGAAAGAUGUUCAACUCAAAUAUUUCGAAUACCAGCUCCAACUAAGCAAAGAGUUCCACCUACCGCUCUUUUUACACUGCCGGGCUGCAGCCGAUGACCUAGUGGAUAUACUUCACCGUAACAAAGACUCCAUUGUUGGUGGAGUGGUGCACUCCUUCGAUGGAACGGAGCAGGCUUUGGAGAAGAUGUUAGCACUUGGGAUGUAUAUAGGCAUUAAUGGAUGUUCACUAAGAACCGAAGAGAACCUGGCAGUAGCUGUGAAGAUACCCAGAGACCGGCUGAUGAUAGAGACCGACUGUCCCUGGUGCGAAGUGAAGCCCACCCACCCCGGCUACAAGCAUGUGACAACCAAGGUCACAGCCGUCAAGAAGGAGAAGCAAUCUGCAGAGUGCCAGGUUAAGGGGAGGAAUGAACCCGUUAAUAUUGUACAUGUUUUGGAAAUCUUGGCAGCCAUUCGGAACGAAGAUGCAGACGAGCUAGCAGAUGCGAUACACAAUAAUACUAUGAAGUUGUUCUUUCCAGAUAAAUAAAUGGAUUUUCUAACAA
Leguminivora glycinivorella is the source of this 1069-nucleotide messenger RNA. RefSeq names its product deoxyribonuclease TATDN1. Gene Ontology annotation, molecular function: 3'-5'-DNA exonuclease activity. NCBI's taxonomy places the organism in Eukaryota, Metazoa, Arthropoda, Insecta, Lepidoptera, Tortricidae. Gene Ontology annotation, cellular component: cytosol. The record is from RefSeq and is a predicted model, not a curated record.